AUGCUCUGUGGAAUUUCUGGAGAAGCUCCUCAAGAGCCAGUCGCGUCCAGAAAGUCAGGCGUCAUUUACGAGAAGCGACUCAUUGAGCAAUACAUCAACGAGCACGGCACCGAGCCCAGCACCGGCGAGGCCCUCACGGCCGACGACCUCCUCUCCAUCAACUCCUCCCGCAUCGCCCGCCCGCGUCCGCCUACGCUGACUUCGAUACCUGCGCUACUCGCUACCUUUCAGAAUGAAUGGGAUAGCCUCGCUUUAGAAACAUAUAACCUGCGCGAGCAGCUUGCUCGCACAAGGGAGGAGCUAGCCACCUCUCUCUACCAGCACGAUGCUGCCGUUCGCGUCAUUGCCCGUCUGACAAAGGAGAGAAACGAGGCCAGAGAUACCCUGAGCAGGAUCACUGUUUCUGGAGCCGGUGCCAAUUCCGAUGAGAUGGUUGUUGACACAGAAGGUCUGCCAGACGCCUUGGCGGCUCGCGUAGACGAGGUUCACCAAGAGCUUUCCAAGGGUCGCAAGAAGCGCCCUGUUCCCAAGGACUGGGUCACCCCUCACGAAAUUGCCGCUUUCGAGGUCACAGCUACGAACGCGCUGCCAGUCGCGCAGACAACCUGCUUGGAUACGGAGGGUGCAUACGCUGCUGUUGGUGGCCUGCAAGGCCAGGGAGCUAUCUACGCUGUGGCGGCCGACUCCCUGGAGCGAGAGAUUGCUGUUGGCGAGCCUGCCACCAGCACGCUAUGGACUGGCUCCAAGCUGAUUUACGGCACCGGCAAUGGCGGCCUCAAGGUAUUUGAGGGCGGCAACCAGGUUGCUGCAGCUUCCGAGCACUCAGGCCCUACAACUGGUCUGAGCAUUCAUCCGAGUGGCGAUAUUGUUGCCUCUGUUGGCACCGAUAAGAGCCUUGUUCUAUACGACUUGACCUCCAACCUGAAGCGCGUGAGCCGCACAUUUGUUGACGCCUCACUCACCACUGUGUCUUUCCAUCCUGACGGACAUCUUGUUGCUGCUGGUACUGUCACGGGCGACGUGAAAUUAUAUAUGACCAAGACUCUCGAGCAGGCUGCCGUUUUCAAGUUAGGAGCCCCCAUCCAAGCCCUCACAUUCUCCGAAAACGGCUUUUGGCUAGCAGCUACUGCCAAGGGCCAGAACUCGGUCACGAUAUUUGACCUUCGCAAAGAAGGCGAUGCCGCCACGGCCAAGGUUCUCGAGACUGGCGGCGCCGUUCAGUCGCUUGCGUGGGACUACACUGGCCAGUAUCUGGCCACGGCUGGUCCCUCGGGCCUCACCAUCCAGCAGUACGCCAAGGGUGGCAAGAAGUGGGCGGAGCCGUUCCGCAAUGCCACGGGUGCUGUCGCUGUGCGAUGGGGCGAGUCGGGCAAGACUCUGGUGGCCGUCAACGGAGACGGCGUCAUCAGCGUCGUCGGCAUCAAGGCAUAA
Messenger RNA from Akanthomyces muscarius, 1431 nucleotides. RefSeq lists its product as uncharacterized. Gene Ontology annotation, cellular component: U2-type catalytic step 1 spliceosome; cytoplasm; Prp19 complex. The transcript is spliced from 5 exons. Gene Ontology annotation, biological process: protein ubiquitination; mRNA splicing, via spliceosome; DNA repair. The coding region runs from base 1 to 1431 and encodes 476 amino acids. Gene Ontology annotation, molecular function: protein binding; ubiquitin protein ligase activity. NCBI's taxonomy places the organism in Eukaryota, Fungi, Ascomycota, Sordariomycetes, Hypocreales, Cordycipitaceae. The record is from RefSeq and is a predicted model, not a curated record.